This is a messenger RNA of Papilio polytes (common Mormon), 986 nucleotides long. It is a transcript of the gene Trs20, whose product is annotated as trafficking protein particle complex subunit 2. The record is from RefSeq and is a predicted model, not a curated record. Lineage: Eukaryota; Metazoa; Arthropoda; Insecta; Lepidoptera; Papilionidae. Gene Ontology annotation, cellular component: nucleus; TRAPP complex; cytoplasm. Gene Ontology annotation, biological process: endoplasmic reticulum to Golgi vesicle-mediated transport. The transcript is spliced from 3 exons. The coding region runs from base 136 to 555 and encodes 139 amino acids.
CUGACAGUGACAUAAAAUUAUUUAUCAACUUGUCCGAUGUAUCGAUGUAAAAAAAUAAAGAUUACAAUUAUUAAAACUAGGAUAACUAGCAAUAACUAGAAUAAAUUGAGUAAUAUAAGAUUUGUAUCCAAUCUAAUGGCAGGGACAUACUAUUUUGUUAUUGUAGGUCAUUCAGAUAAUCCAAUUUUCGAAAUGGAUUUUGUACCCAUUACCAAAGAAGUAAAGAAAGAAGACAAUAGACAUCUCAAUCAGUUUAUAGCGCACGCUGCACUAGAUCUGGUGGAUGAGCAUAUGUGGAAAGUAACCAACACUUACCUCAAGUCUGUAGAUAAGUUCAACCAGUGGUUCGUGUCUGCAUUUGUGACAGCAAGUCAGAUGAGGUUUGUGAUGGUACAUGAUGCUCGUAAUGAAGAUGGUAUUAAAAACUUCUUCAAUGAUGUCUAUGAAGCAUACAUCAAGCUAAUGCUGAAUCCCUUCUACAAAGAAGAUACACCAAUCACAUUCCCUGCAUUUGAGAAGAAAGUACAAUUUCUCGGAAAGAAAUAUUUAACAUAAUGAAAUUUAAAUAUAGCUUUAUAUAAUGUAAAUAUGUUAACUAAUGUAUAUCAGAUAAUAUAAUUUUCAUUGUUCAAUUCAAAUGAAAGGACGGUAUAGUUACUAGAGGGAACUAUUAUCUAUUAUAAGUAAAAUUUAUGGCAUCAGAACUGAACUAUUAAUAAGAGAACAAUAUCAUCAGCUGGUAGUCAUGAGUGUGUACCCAUGUAAAUGCUAUUGAUAGUGUUUGUUUAAUUUAAAAUAUAAGCAUUUUGUAAUUAAAGAGUACAUUAUUACUAAAAAUAUACUAUCUUAUGGCAUCCAUCUUAUAUCAAUGGGUGUCGGCAGCUGCCCUGCCCCAUGUCUGGUAGACUCCAAAAAUUAAAAAUGGCCCACUGCUAGAUGUUGGACUAGUAAAAGUACCCAUCAGUUGGCGACACCCAUACCUAGGC